Priapulus caudatus is the source of this 726-nucleotide messenger RNA. RefSeq lists its product as uncharacterized. NCBI's taxonomy places the organism in Eukaryota, Metazoa, Priapulida, Priapulimorpha, Priapulimorphida, Priapulidae. Bases 283 to 726 code for a protein of 147 amino acids. The transcript has 3 exons. The record is from RefSeq and is a predicted model, not a curated record.
AUCGAGGGCUAUUUCGAGCAGCUCGCACUCGCGCACUGUAGACUCAACUUCACAUCUGCUACCGGCACCGCACGCGCACACGCACACGCACACGCACACGCACACACACACACACGCAUACAUACAGACGCUAUACACCAUCUCUCUCUAUAUAGCUGUGUAGUGAGGUAGCCUGCCGCUCCAGUUGAAGGAGUGAGAGAGAGAGAGAAAGACGUAGUGUGAGGACACGCCGCUGCUAGUACUGCGCGUCCACGACUGAAACAUUCCCCUCCGCGCUGAAACAUGCCCGGAAGUGCUGGAGUCACAUCUGAGGCGGAUAGGUUGCCGGAAGCAGAAAGCAACAUGGCGGAAGACCAGCAGGCGACUGGUCAGCAGGAGCAUCACGUGAACGGAUCGGUGGAUAGCCUAUCACCGGACGCGUUCACUGCUAAGCCCCGCCCCGCGUCGUCAAGGGAACGCCCACCGCCGCACACCAACGACCCGUUCGAAAUGAAAUUCAGCAAAGGACGCGGUGCUAAGGAACCGGGAGUGUCAGAUGCGCCCGCUAAGCGGCGUGCACGGCUGGAUCGUACCGACACUGCGCCUGCUGACUACGGAGACGGGCGUCGCCGUGGCAACGUUGACAUGAAGUUCAGCAGACGGGCGGCGCGUGGCGGCGGCGGAGGCGGCAGCGACUUCCAGGAAGUGUCCGAGGACGACCCAGGUAACCGGAAGACCGCAUCUUAA